Synchiropus splendidus (mandarinfish) is the source of this 1858-nucleotide messenger RNA. It is a transcript of the gene angptl6, whose product is annotated as angiopoietin-like 6. The transcript is spliced from 7 exons. Bases 183 to 1625 code for a protein of 480 amino acids. The record is from RefSeq and is a predicted model, not a curated record. NCBI's taxonomy places the organism in Eukaryota, Metazoa, Chordata, Actinopteri, Syngnathiformes, Callionymidae.
ACACCACACCACGGACAUCUUUUGUUGCUACUCUUGGUUCAUUUCAGUCCCGGAUCAUCUUAAGAUUCAAAGGAAUUUUUGUGACUUGUAAUCUGGAAAUAUAUUUUUUUACUUGGAAAGAAGACUGAUCGCUGGAUGAAGACAAAGACCUCAUUGGCUACAGACAGCCACACAAGCUCAACAUGAAGAUGCUGACUUUAAACUUGGUCCUUCUCCUGUCUCUUUGUCUGGACGUACAAGAAGUUGUUGGGCGGAAGGAGCAGCCCAAUUCACACGCUCAAAAACGUUCCCCGGAGACAAAACCGAGCCAGUGCUCUUACACCUUCAUCGUCCCGCAGCAGAAGCUGACCGGGGCACUUUGCUUAAACACCCAGUCCACCACCACCAACCAGUCGGAGGUGGCAUCUCUGCGUGCCGAGCUCAAACGUCAGCAGGAGCAGAUGGAGAAGCUUCAGGGCCAGCUGGAACAAGAAGGCGCCCUCGCCAUGGAGGUGAGAGCUUUACGCAAAGAGAGCAACAGCAUGAACGCUCGGAUUGCUCAGCUGUACGCCCAGCUGCUGCAUGAGGUCAUCCACAAGAAGGACCAAGCUUUGGAGCAGCGGAGAGUGGAGAACCUGCUGCUGAAUGCUACAUCACAGGCCUUGCAGGUGUCCAGUAACUACCGGGAGCUGGAGAAGAAAUAUGGAGUCCUCACUUCCACACUCAGCUCCCAGAACCAGAUGAUCUCUCGCCUGGAGAAGCAGUGCCACUGUAGUGAAACCACCCAGUCAUCUCUGGUAGCAACUGAAGCGACCCAAAGCCGCUCUAAUGUCCAUCCGAAUUACAGCUCUGAAGCCAGUGAAAUGACCAAUGACGUUCAAAGAGACCAAAGCGUUCCACUUCAGCAGGAGCAGACGCCGAACCAGGUCUUGACCACGACGGCCAGCACGCCCACUGACCACCCUUUUGUCAGCUUCCCUGUCACAAAAACUCCAGGGCCGUGGCGAGACUGCCAGCAUGUGCUCGAUUCUGGAGAGACCGCUAGUGGAAUUUACCUGCUGCGGCCACAGAGCGCCAACAGGCUGCUGCAGGCCUGGUGUGACCAGAGCCACAACCAGGGAGGAUGGACGGUCAUCCAGAGGAGGCAGGACGGAUCGGUGAACUUCUUCAGGACCUGGGAGCAGUACAAGCAAGGUUUUGGGAACCUGGAUGGAGAGUACUGGCUGGGCCUGGAGCAUCUGUACUGGCUCACCAAACAAGCCCAGUAUAAGCUCCGGGUGGCGCUGGAGGACUGGCAGGGCCGGCAAGUGUUUGCAGAAUAUGACAGCUUCCACCUGGAGCCGGAGAGUGACUGGUAUCGCCUGAGGUUAGGACAGUACCACGGCAACGCUGGAGACUCUCUGUCGUGGCACAACAACAAAGCCUUCACCACUCUGGACCGAGACAAGGACAGCUACACAGGUAACUGCGCUCACUUCCAGAAGGGCGGAUGGUGGUACCACAUGUGCGCUCACUCCAACCUGAACGGCGUCUGGUACAGAGGGGGUCACUAUCGCAGUCGCUACCAGGACGGGGUCUACUGGGCGGAGUUCCAUGGAGGCUCCUACUCCCUCAAACGAGUGUCCAUGAUGAUCAAACCCACCUAGAUCCACUGUCAUGUGGACAUGUUGUUGUAGAUAAUUGUAACCUGUACAGUCUGUUUUUGAUCUGAAGUUCAGUCACACGUUCACAAUAUGGGACUUAAUUAUUAAAAGAAACAAUUUCAUUUCAUAUUGUAUCACAUGCAUUUGUCACUGUCACAUUUCAAGUUUAAGGAUCAACCAAAAAUAUUCAAUUUAAAUUAAUGCAUUAAACGUACACUAAACAUUUUACCUUUAAA